AUGUACUGGAUAUUCGAGAUAUGUGGGGAGAUAAAGCGGGCCCAGUCCUGCAGGAAGUUUGCAAUAGACGGUCCGUUUGACUGGCUAAACAGGAUCCUCAUGCCUACCCUCAUGGUUAUCUGUUGCUUCCUACAAACAUUCACCUUCAUAUUCGGCACCAAUAUCAGCUGUGUGGGAUUCGACAGGGACGAUAAGAGCUUCGCUGAAGAGUACUGUUGGACCCAGGGUAUUUACACGAACAAGGCAGCGUACAACAUGCCCCAACAUGCCCCAUACCCUGGUAUAUCCCCCUGUGUUCCCGCUAUAAUCCCUAAAACUGGGAAGAUCUGGCUGCCCUGCAGUGACGAGGAGACAGAUAAAGCCUACCAUCUGUGGUAUCAAUGGGUACCGUUCUAUUUUCUAGCAGUGGCUCUGGGGUACUACAUUCCAUUUCUUAUCUUAAAGGGAUCUAAGCUGCAUCAGGUUAAGCCGCUCAUUACUUAUCUGUUGGAUCAUGAUAAUUUGGAGGGGGAUCCAAAAGAUUUGGUGGGUAAACUCUCUCACUGGGUAUUCAAGCAGCUGGUGUACCCUAGGUUUGCGUCCACGUCCUCCUUGUCCAUGUUCUGGCACGAGUGGGGCCUAGUUCUACUAGUCUGCUCAGUUAAAGUCCUGUACCUCACCACCUCCCUUCUCCACAUGGUCCUCACAGCUAGGAUGUUCAAGAUCGGCAACUGGUUCACUUACGGGAUACAGUUCGCUCGGAGAGCCACCAAGAACACCACCCAUGUUAAGGAUAUUGUCUUCCCGAAGAUGGUGGCGUGUAGGAUCGUCCAGUGGGGUGCUACUGGCAAGGUGCCAACUACUGGGAUGUGCGUGUUAGCGCUGAACGUCAUGAAUCAGUAUCUGUUCCUCAUAGUCUGGUACAUGAACGUUCUCCUGAUAUUCCUUAACUUCUUCAGCUGUGCCUAUACUAUUCUCAAGUUUUGUAGUCCUAAUAUAGUUCACCACCGUAUAGUAAACUCCUCCUCCCUGCUUGAUGAUCAUGACUUUACCAGAAUGUUCGGUUAUGUGGGCCCCUCAGGUCGGAUUAUCCUUGCUAAAAUGUCAGAACACAUGCCCGGUUACUUGCUCACUCUCAUCGCAAGGAAAGUAACCAAGAAAAUAGACAAAGAGAACAUCAAGAACAAGGGACAAGCCCCAAAGAUAAAGUUCACUAAGGUGAACGGGCAGCCGUCAGAGAUAGCCAGGGGCCCCCUGAUGGAGCUGAAUACCAUGAUGUUUAGCAUGGUUCCUCAGAACAUUCCAGAGUCUGGGAGGCGUACCGGGCGUACGUCAGAAUGGGAGUCAGAACCGAGCUACUUGUCGUAG
Molecule: messenger RNA, 1347 nt
Organism: Bolinopsis microptera
Lineage: Eukaryota; Metazoa; Ctenophora; Tentaculata; Lobata; Bolinopsidae
Product: innexin inx2-like
Exons: 2
Coding region: 1-1347 (448 amino acids)
Cellular component (GO): plasma membrane; gap junction
Molecular function (GO): gap junction channel activity
Source: RefSeq, a predicted model, not a curated record